AUGACCCUGUGUGCUUCUCCACACGUCCUUCCCGCUAAGUCUAAUUUCAAGUUCAUGUUUAGUUCAUGCCUCAUCUUCUCGGAAGUUCCUGUGGACCAGCGGUUCAGCUCUCGCUCCGUCUGCGUGUCUGGGAAGCUCUGUCCUUGCCUGCAGGACCGGGCCUUGUCUCCUCUGGGCUUUGACUUUGAGGAGCAGCCCCGGGCUCAGCGCAUCGACCCAACUCGGGAAAAAUUGACUCCCGCGCAGCUACAAUUCAUGCACCAGUUGUGUCUCACCCAGUGGCAGAAGACGCUGCCACAGCGGCGGACCCGGAACAUCGUGACAGGCCUGGGUAUUGGGGCCCUAGUGCUUGCUAUUUAUGGCUACACCUUCUACUCAGUGUCACAGGAACGUUUCCUAGAUGAACUAGAGGACGAGGCCAAAGCUGCCAGAGCCAGAGCCAUGGCAAGGGCAUCGAGCUCCUGA
Messenger RNA from Elephantulus edwardii (Cape elephant shrew), 465 nucleotides. Its product is annotated as cytochrome c oxidase assembly protein 3 homolog, mitochondrial-like. The record is from RefSeq and is a predicted model, not a curated record. The coding region runs from base 1 to 465 and encodes 154 amino acids. Gene Ontology annotation, biological process: mitochondrial respiratory chain complex IV assembly. NCBI's taxonomy places the organism in Eukaryota, Metazoa, Chordata, Mammalia, Macroscelidea, Macroscelididae. The transcript has 3 exons. Gene Ontology annotation, cellular component: mitochondrial inner membrane.